Molecule: messenger RNA, 1898 nt
Organism: Lolium rigidum
Lineage: Eukaryota; Viridiplantae; Streptophyta; Magnoliopsida; Poales; Poaceae
Product: isocitrate lyase
Exons: 4
Coding region: 50-1735 (561 amino acids)
Biological process (GO): carboxylic acid metabolic process
Cellular component (GO): glyoxysome
Molecular function (GO): isocitrate lyase activity
Source: RefSeq, a predicted model, not a curated record
UCAUCUUCCUCGAGUGCAUAGUCCUCCCACUGCUCAAGAGUUAAGAGCCAUGGCGUCGUCUCUCUCCGUUCCGUCUCUGAUCAUGGAGGAGGAAGGGCGGUUCGAGGCGGAGGUGGCCGAGGUGGGGGCAUGGUGGAACACGGACAGGUUCAGGCUGACCAAGCGCGCCUACACCGCCCGCGACGUCGUCCUCCUCCGUGGCACGCUCCGCCAGAGCUACGCCUCCGGUGAAAUGGCCAAGAAGCUCUGGCGCACGCUCAAGGCCCACCAGACAGCCGGCACGGCGUCACGCACCUUCGGAGCUCUCGAUCCCGUCCAGGUGACGAUGAUGGCCAAGCAUCUGGACACCAUCUACGUCUCCGGGUGGCAGUGUUCGUCCACGCACACCUCCACCAAUGAGCCGGGGCCGGACCUCGCCGACUACCCCUACGACACGGUGCCCAACAAGGUCGAGCACCUCUUCUUCGCGCAGCAGUACCACGACCGGAAGCAGCAGGAGGCGCGCAUGUCACUUCCCCGCGCCGAGCGCGCGAACGUGCCCUUCGUCGACUUCCUCAAGCCCAUCAUCGCCGACGGCGACACCGGCUUCGGGGGCGCCACGGCCACCGUCAAGCUCUGCAAGCUCUUCGUCGAGCGCGGCGCCGCGGGCGUCCACCUGGAGGACCAGUCCUCCGUGACCAAGAAGUGCGGCCACAUGGCCGGCAAGGUGCUCGUCGCCGUCUCGGAGCACGUGAACCGCCUCGUCGCCGCACGGCUCCAGUUCGACGUCAUGGGCGUCGAGACCGUCCUCGUUGCGCGCACCGACGCCGUCGCCGCCACGCUGAUCCAGACCAACAUCGACGCGCGCGACCACCAGUUCAUCCUCGGCGCCACCAACCCGCGUCUCAAGAACAGGAGCCUCACCGCCGUGCUCUCCGACGCCAUGGCGGCCGGCAAGAACGGCAGAGAGCUCCAGGCCAUCGAGGACGAGUGGACCGCCUCGGCGCAGCUCAAGACAUUCUCCGACUGCGUCAAGGACGCCAUCGCCAGCCUCAGCGCCAACGACCAGGACAAGCAGCGCAAGCUCCAGGAGUGGAGCAACGCCACCAGCUACGACAAGUGCCUAUCCAACGAUCAAGCGCGCGAGGUGGCCGCGAGCCUGGGCGUGGCGUCCGUGUUCUGGGACUGGGACCUGCCGCGAACCAGGGAAGGGUUCUACCGCUUCCAGGGCUCCGUGGCGGCGGCCGUGGUCCGCGGGCGCGCCUUCGCGCCGCACGCCGACAUGCUGUGGAUGGAGACGUCGAGCCCCAACAUCGCUGAGUGCACGGCCUUCGCGCAGGGCGUGAAGGCGGCGUUCCCGGGGACGAUGCUCGCUUACAACCUCUCGCCGUCCUUCAACUGGGACGCGUCCGGCAUGACGGACGCCGGCAUGGCCGCCUUCAUCCCGCACGUCGCGAAGCUCGGCUACGUGUGGCAGUUCAUCACGCUCGCCGGGUUCCACGCCGACGCGCUCGUCACCGACACCUUCGCGCGGGACUUCGCCCGGCGCGGCAUGCUGGCCUACGUGGAGAGGAUCCAGAGGGAGGAGAGGAACAACGGGGUGGAGACGCUGGAGCAUCAGAAGUGGUCGGGAGCAAACUACUAUGACAGGGUGCUCAAGACCGUGCAGGGCGGCAUCUCCUCCACCGCAGCCAUGGGCAAAGGAGUUACUGAAGACCAGUUCUGGACUAAGCCGGGAGCCAAGUCCAGGAUGUGAUGAGCAGUGGAAAAGAAUAACAAUUCCUAAGAAGAAAGAAAUCUCUACAGAAUAUAAUAAAAGUGCAUCAGAUCACAUCAGCUCCCGGAAUUAGAAAAAUUCACAGAUCAAUCUACUACUAUUAUUGGCAUCGGUGGUUGGUUUAACCAUUGUCUAGCUACAU